UGCUAGCUAAGAGUGGGAUCAGCAAAUAGGAAGAUUGUGUGCGUGUGGAGCUAGUUUUAUUAUUGUUUUUUCUCUACAAAUGGACGUCGGGGUGUGUGUGAAGUAUAUUGUGUGAAUACUUGUAACAGUGGCGGCUGCAGACAAGCAUGGAUUAACGUGUGUGUAUAAUUGGUUAUAGCGCACAACUGCAGCACUUUCUCUAGAUAUGUGACCAAUUGAUAUAUAAAUAUAUAUAUAUCAGCGGGAGUGUUGGGCAGGCGGCAUUUGCAGACUGGCAGAGAGAGAAGCUCAUAGGGAGGAAGAAACAGCUGCAGAGUUUAGAGGAAAAUGUACUUGUAUGGCCUGGAACAUGAGGGUUCUGCAGAGUCAUACACCAGUCGCCCGUCGGACUCGGACGUGUCUCUUGAGGAGGAUCGAGAAGCCUUGAGGAAGGAGGAAGAGCGACAUGCUUUGGCACAGUUGGAAAAAGCAAAGACAAAACCGGUGGCCUUUGCAGUUCGGACAAAUGUGGGAUACAGCCCGUCCCCCGGGGAUGAUGCGCCCGUGCAGGGAAUGUGCAUCAACUUUGAUCCCAAAGACUUCCUUCACAUCAAGGAGAAAUAUAACAAUGACUGGUGGAUUGGUCGUGCCGUGCGAGAAGGCUGUGAAGUUGGAUUUAUCCCAAGUCCUGUGAAGUUAGAGCACAUGAGACUUCUUCAGGAACAGAAGCUGCGACAGAGCCGACUAAGCUCCAGUAAAUCCAUCGGUAAUUCCAACAGUUUAGGUGAUGUGGUUAGUGGGACCCGCAGACCUACACCCCCAGCUACAGGUCCUCUGGACUCCCCCUUAGUUUAUGAUAUAGAUCACGUUGAUUUAGAGUAUGAGGACACAGAAGCUCAAGGGGCUCAAGGGGCUCAGCGCUCCCCCCUCAACAGCACAGGGAGCGUCACCACUCCUCCAUCCACUACCAAACGGGUCCCUUUCUUUAAGAAGACAGAGCACAUCCCCCCUUAUGAUGUUGUUCCAUCCAUGAGGCCGAUCAUUCUAGUGGGACCAUCAUUAAAGGGAUAUGAGGUCACGGAUAUGAUGCAGAAAGCUUUGUUUGAUUUCUUGAAGCACCGAUUUGAUGGGAGGAUUUCCAUUACUCGGGUUACUGCUGAUAUUUCUUUGGCCAAACGAUCAGUCCUGAACAACCCAAGCAAACACAAUAUUAUGGAGCGCUCCAACACACGCUCUAGUCUUGCUGAGGUACAGAGUGAGAUUGAGCGCAUCUUUGAGCUGGCUCGAACCCUACAGCUAGUUGCCUUGGACGCAGACACUAUCAACCACCCAGCCCAACUUGCUAAAACCUCCUUGGCACCCAUUAUUGUCUACAUUAAGAUCGCUUCUCCAAAGGUUUUACACCGGCUGAUCAAAUCCAGGGGAAAGUCCCAGGCGAAGCAUUUGAAUGUACAGAUGGUGGCAGCUGAUAAACUGGCACAGUGCCCUCCGGAAAUGUUUGACAUCAUUCUGGAUGAGAACCAACUGGAGGACGCAUGUGAACACCUGGCAGAGUACCUAGAAGCCUACUGGAAGUCCACUCAUCCAGCCAGCAUCAACCCACCCAAUCCACUGCUUAACCGUACCCUUGCCACUGCAGCCCUGGCAUCCAGCCCCGCUCCUGUCUCCAACCUCCAGGGUUCCUACUUGGUACAUGGGGAGCUGAGGUCGGAUGGAGCUGACCAGAUGGGCAUUUACGAGGGGCAACUACGGAGAGGUCAGAUGGGUUCUCGCAUCCUUUCCCGGCAUGACACACUAGAGUCGGAAACGCAGGGCAGUCGGGACUCUGCCUACACAGAGCCAGGUGAUUCCUGUAUGGACAUAGAGACUGACCCUUACGAGGACUUGGAGCCCAAGAGCCAAGGAAGAGAAACCAGGAGGCUUCAACGUCAGGGCUCUUGGGAGGAGCUGGGUCCAGAUCAAGAGAACCUACUGCAGAGGAGAAGGAGGGAAUCUCCAAGGCCGCAGGGGAAAGGCAGGGAGCAGUACUGGCAUGAGGGUGAUGGCAGGAACAGGAGUCAGCUGGACAGCUGGGGGAGAGAUGUGUGUAUCCGUUAGGCCUGGGCAUGAGGGCACCAUACAACUCAAACACACACACUGUAUGAACCCAACCUCCUCAACCUACACUUCUAUUUCAUAAUGGGCCCCUUGCAUUACAUGUACUCCAGAAGCAGAUUCAUCAGUCCAAUUCACUUCCACUGCCACCCGUUGCUCAUUACACCUCAGAACUCUACUGACAUUCCUUCUGGUCCUUUGGAGACGUGACCUCUCCGCUGCACUGCUGUUCUCCAUGUCAGCACUGCCCUAUGACUCUCCUGUUGCACUAUCAAUGCUACCCACUAUCUCUUUGCACCAACACUGCCCUCUUACAAUCUAACUGCACUGACACUGCCCUUGGACACGACUCUGCACUGACUUCUACUGUAGUCAUUGCCGUGGGAUCCAGUUACUGUCCCAUGUCUACAGACCUACUGAUUGUACGGACAUUGCCUUCUCAUCACCCCCUGUUCCUUAUCCUGAGUCCAAUCUCGUAGUUUCACUUGUCCAACACACUCUGUACUAUCAGCCCAACAAUUGCACAAUCAGUGUCUUGUGGUCCCCUCUUUGCACUACCCUUUCAGCUCCCCAAUAUAGAGAAGAGGGACCAGCCCUUCCCAGCCAGUAGCAGACAUCACCUUCCAACGUUCUCCUGCACCUCUUAUAGAAUCCAGGUGGGUCUCCUUCAGCCUGACCUCUUGGGGGUUCUGAGACCCCAACACUCCGCUCAACAACGUGCCAUAAACCCAAUUGCUGGAGAGAAGAAUGUAUUACCCACUUUGUGCCAGAAGAGACAGCUUCUCUAGGAGCUGAUGGGUAACCCACAUAUCUGGAUCUAUUGCCCCCCGCUAUCAGCAGGGUGCAAGGAGUUGACGGAUGCCUGGAGUAUUCACGUGCCUGCAGAUGUCCAUAUUCUUUGCCUGCCGUUUCAUAAUAACGAUUCCUGCCUGGUUUGUGUUCCCGACUUGUUCCGACCCAACGGUUUGGCACCAAGUAUUCCCGGCACAAGCUUUUUCCAAAGGGAGGAGGAUUUUCUUUCUUUUUUUUUUAUUGUGAGUUCAUUUUUUUUGGACCUUGUUUGUAGUAGAAUCUUCAGAGGCCCAUUGUCCGCUCAUCUAGGUGCCGGCUCAGAACUUACUGCCAGUGAGAUAUAUAUAUAUAUAUAUAUAUAUAGGUGCCCGAAAAUGUGUGUAUUCAUUCCUUCCUCGGAUAUCUCUUGAUCUUGUUUAUGUGGAUAUAUAUAUAUAUAUUUAUAAACGCAACUUCAACGUAUGCAUUGUAUAAACAAGCCUCGUAAAAGAUUUCUACGUCCAUUUACACCUAUUUAUACCUAAUUAU
This is a messenger RNA of Xenopus laevis (African clawed frog), 3393 nucleotides long. RefSeq names its product calcium channel, voltage-dependent, beta 1 subunit S homeolog (gene cacnb1.S). Gene Ontology annotation, cellular component: voltage-gated calcium channel complex; plasma membrane; sarcolemma. Gene Ontology annotation, biological process: calcium ion transmembrane transport. The record is from RefSeq and is a predicted model, not a curated record. Gene Ontology annotation, molecular function: voltage-gated calcium channel activity. The transcript is spliced from 13 exons. NCBI's taxonomy places the organism in Eukaryota, Metazoa, Chordata, Amphibia, Anura, Pipidae. The coding region runs from base 328 to 2076 and encodes 582 amino acids.